Fusarium musae is the source of this 2985-nucleotide messenger RNA. Its product is annotated as putative NRPS-like protein biosynthetic cluster. The record is from RefSeq and is a predicted model, not a curated record. Lineage: Eukaryota; Fungi; Ascomycota; Sordariomycetes; Hypocreales; Nectriaceae. The transcript is spliced from 2 exons. The coding region runs from base 1 to 2985 and encodes 994 amino acids.
AUGGAGAACAAGAUCAUUUCCUGGAGCAACACGUCUCCAGAAGCCAUCGCUGUUACUGAGGGACCUCGUUCUAUCUCUUACGGCGAACUCGUCAAAUCCGCCAAAACGAUUGCACGCUUCCUACAGGAACGAGGCGUCAGACAUGGAGAAGCUGUGGGGAUCUUGUUCGAUGUUGAUCAUCGUCAAGUUAUCGCGCAGUUAGCCAUUCUCUUUACCGGUGGAACCUGUGUUCCGAUUUCGCCCACUGCACCAUUCCAUCGCAUUGCAAGCAUGCUGAAUGAUGCCAAUGCUCAUGAUGCACCAGCGUCGGAAGCAUCCACUGAUGCAACGGACACUGGUUCCUCAUGCAGUGGAUCACGUCGCACGCACAUACUGUAUACCUCUGGCUCAACUGGCAAGCCCAAGGGUGUGCAGAUCAGCAGCUCUGCCAUAAUGCAUCUGGCAACCAGUACCCCAGUGACACCACUAAACCCCGAUGAUCGGGUGGCUGCUUUCAACGACCCUGGCUUUGACCUGAGUCUCUUCGAAGUAUGGGUCACUCUUCUCAGUGGUGCCACUAUCGUCAUUAUCCCAAAGGUGAUAGUAGUCGAUUCUACUACGCUAAAGAGCUAUCUCGAACGUCAAAAGAUUUCCAUCAUGAUUAUGCCUGCUGCUCUUUUCCAUAUCAUUGCCAAGUCAUCGCCUGAGUCUUUUCACUCUCUUCGACAUCUGCUCACUGCAGGUGAUGUUGCCAAUAAGACAGCCAUGCGCGCUGUUCUUGAGCACAACCCCCCACAGCAUCUUUGGAACACAUAUGGCCCGACUGAGUGCACAACCCUUGUGACCAUGCAAGAGGUCGAUUUGAAAGAGACAUCACUUGACCGAAUUGGUAUUGGGCGUGCUGUCGGCCAUAUGAAGAUUAUCCUCAUGGAUCAAUCUCAGCAGGUUAUUUACGAUACCAAGCAGCGAGGCGAGAUCUGCAUCGCUGGGCCUCAACAAACACAAGGCUAUCUAAAUCAGCAACCUCAUGACGAGUCAAUUUUCAUCGAUCUCAACACCCCGGUACUCCAUGGGGCCAUCGGGAACACGCAGAAUGGCUGCGGCGAUCCUCGCAGUCGGUAUUACCGAACUGGCGACGUGGCCGAAUGGAGAGAUGACGGCGGCGGCCUAGAUUUCAUUGGUCGCAGAGACAACCAAUUGAAGCACGGAAGCUUUCGAGUAGAACUUGAAGAGAUUGAAAGAAAUCUCCUCGAAAGCGAACUUGUUCAAUCCGUCAUUGUCGUGAAUCGGCCAACCCCAGAUUCGGCUGGUGUUGCGGUUCUAGUCGCGUUUGUCGUGCCAUAUGACAAAGCCACUACGAAAUUACAAGACCUGGUAUUGUUUGCCCGGAGCACGCUCCCACAUUACAUGGUCCCUGAUAGAUUUGAACUCGUUGAACAUCUCGCUGUGAACUCAAGAGGCAAGAUUGAUCGUCUUGCCUUUUCGGAGAGCCUCCCUGAAGCGGGACCACACAUCUCCAGUUCGAUCCUCACAAAUGGGAAUGAUUCCGUUUCAUCAACAAAGGCUACACUGAAGGCUGUGUGGGAGCACAUACUGGGCGUUUCGCCUGUCAAUGAUGAUGACGACUUCAUGGCCCUUGGCGCCACCUCGCUCCAAAACGCUGCCCUUAUCGCUCGCAUCAAGAAGCAUUUGGGGCGCCUCAUUUCCAUGUAUGAUCUGUACUGCCACUCGCGCUUUGCGAGCUUGCUUCAGUUUCUUGAGAGUGACGCAGAGUCCAUCACUGCACCUAAUGAUGCGGAUAAGUGGAUCAAGGACGUCGACGUGGUGGAUGAUAUAGAAGAGACCCCAAACUGGGAAGACCCAGAUGAAGGUAAAAUCUUCUUGACUGGUGCGACUGGUUUCGUUGGUGCUUUUCUACUCGACCAGCUUCUGCGUCAGCCAAAUAUUAAGCAAGUCACUUGCCUGGUUCGUGGCAAAACAGAGGUCGAAGCUGCUCAUCGCCUGCAAGUCAACAUGCGAAAAUACGAUCUGUGGCCUGAUGACUUUGCUUUCACAACCAAGAUCAUGGUAUUGCCAGGGGAUAUCACUUGUCGAGAUUUCGGUCUGGGAUCGGCCAAGUUUGACUGGCUUGCCAAUUGGUCCAGCGCCAUAUUUCACCUCGCUGCCAAGAUCAAUUUUUGCGACUCAUAUCAUGAGCACUACGAUACCAACAUCCUCGGAACUCGGAACAUGCUCCGUCUUGCUGCUCGAGGGCGACGCAAGACAUUUCACUACGUGUCUAGCAUCGAUACAUGGGGCCAGACGGGGUAUUUCCUAGGGACCAAGAGGGUCCUGGAAGACGAACCUCUCGGUCCCCAUAUUCAGGGUGUGAGGUAUGAUGUGGGCUACUCUCAGAGCCAGUGGACGGCUGAGGGAAUGGUUCGACGCAUGAGAGAUCGUGGUUUUCCAAUCAUUAUCUAUCGGCCCGGCUUCAUCAUUGGUCAUUCUGUCACGGGAGCGAGUAAUCCCAACGACCUUGUUUCACGGCUCAUUUCCAGCUGCAUCAAACUUGGUGCGUGGCUCAAGAUCGAUCUUGACCCGGCGUAUGUUACAGUUGACUAUGUUGUUAAGGCUAUGUUACACAUCUCACGCUCAACAAAGAACAUCGGCAAGUCAUAUUGCCUUGUUGCCCCACAGAUUGAAGAGUCAGUGUCUGUGAACAAGACUUGCUCUUUGAUCUGUCAAGCAGGCUACAAAGUGGAACUCACGAACUAUCCUGACUGGAUUGCACAAUUAUCUGAAAAGAUACUUCCUGAUGAUCCUCUUGCACCUGUCAUGCCACUGCUGGAAGAAAAGGUCUUGGGCAAUUUUACAAGACUUGAGGUUAGCCAGCACUCUCCGGUCUAUGACUCGAGGAAUGCUAUCAAUGCUCUUGCGGGUAGCGGGAUUCAUUAUACUACGCUGAGCCCGGAUAUAAUCAAGCGGUAUAUUGCAUUCUGGAACAAGAAGGGGUUUUACUCUAUUUAA